UGUCUUCGACUGGAACAAGAAAGGAAACGUUUUGUUGUCCAAAGCAAUAUCAUCCCUUGCGAUUUUUAUAGUUGGAUGACAGUAUAAAGUAAACGGGCUUGGCGUUGCAGCAGGGAUGUCGAGGCUAAAGUUGAUUUCAGCAACUGACACCCAGUUUCCUGCGUCAGUGCUGAAGUCUGUCAAUGAGCAGAGGAACAGUGGACUAUUCUGCGAUGUCACCAUCAUUGUCCAGGAUCGCAAAUUUAAAGCACACAAGGUCAUGUUGUCUGCUUCAAGCACUUACUUUCGACAGCUCUUCUCGGUAGCCGGACAGGUGAUUGAGUUAAACUUUAUCAAGUCGGAAAUAUUCGAGGUAAUAAUAAAUUAUAUUUACACCGCCAAAAUCAGCAGAGUCCGGUCUGACAAACUUGAGGACUUGAUCGCAGCAGGCCAGAUCCUUGGCGUGAAGUUCAUAGCCAACCUCGGAGUGCCACUCUCUCAGGUGAAAGGUCUACCUGGCUUGUCAAAAGAUUCUGAGGGCAACAGCGGAGCUGGCUCGGAGAAAAAUGACUCGAGCACAGAGAACAUGCCCAUCAUCACUGAGUCCUUUUCAUUGUCCGCAGAAGAAUUCAACCUCACAGGUGGCAGUUCCGAAAAAGACGCGGAAGGAGACAACGACGACAUUGUUUUCGUAUCAAAAUCGGAGCCUGGAAAAGGAGGCCCCAAGAGUCAGCCCUCCGAAAUCAUAGAUGUGGAUGCAGAGGAGGGGAGCUGUCCACCAACAAGGAGUGAAAGGCCUACAGAAGGGGGCCAGGAUGCUUCAAAAGACAAGAGUCCUGCCACCAGACAAGCGGAGGGAGGGGGGACGCCAUCAUUCCCAAAUUCCCGUCCUGACCCCAUCAUGUCACCGGAGAGCAUCAACAGCGUCCCCGGCUCCCCUCUUGGGUCGUCCAACCACAGCCAACCCACCACGCCGGUCCGAACGAACAGCCUCACACCCCAGCUCCACAGCCCUCCCCUGCCCCACGACGGUCUCCUUGACGUGCCGGGCUGCGUUCAAAAGAAGAAGGUCGCCACCAUUCUGGAGCAGUCCUCCGACCAGCAAGGCAAAAUUAAGUUGUACGACAUUGGCGGUAGCGCCAGAAACAGUCACGGUCAGACUCUCGUCUCGGCCAAAAAGACAAUAACGUUAGACAAAGCCUCCGAGAUCGACUCCCUGUCGCCAGGUUGCAAGGUGUACGCCAACAUCGGCGAGAACACCUACGACAUCGUCCCGGUCAAAGACGACCCGGGAGAGGGCGACUCGAGGACCGGCGCCGGGAGGAAGUCUGCUCACGGGGACGACUCUCCUCGCGGCGGCGGGCCUAUCAAAAAGAAGGCCAAGACUGAGGCGGAGGACCACUACGAGCUCAUCAUGGACGGCAAAACCUUCUACGUCUGCGCCGUCUGCAAGCGGCCGUACGUGUGCAUCACCAGCCUGCGAAGGCACUUCAACACGCACUCCUGGGAGAAGAAGUACCCGUGCCACUUCUGCGACAAGGUCUUCGCCCUGGCCGAGUACCGCACCAAGCACGAGCUGGGCCACACGGGCGAACGCCGUUACCAGUGCCUGAUGUGCAACGAGAUGUUCAUGAACUACCAGGUGCUCUCGUCGCACUGCAAGACGGUCCACAACCAGGACCCGUCGGGCAGGAAGGAGAAGGACGACACCGAGAACAACCUGUACCGCCUGCUGCCCUGCAAGACCAUGCAGUUCAAGCCGUACUCGUACGUGACGGACGACAGCAUGGGCGGCAUUCCCAUCAUCAACGAGGAUGGUAUCGUUCAACACAUCAGCCCCGGGAGGUCGCACUUUGACAACCAAGAACUUCAACCCGCAGGGGGUGGUCACCAUAAGGUGCUCAGCUGGGACGACAUUUUUGUGGAGCCUGAGGCCCACACGCAGCCCGGGGCGGACGCCCGGCCCUUGCCGAACCCUAUGCCUCUCCCUCAUCGGGCUCCGGGCGGCCGCGGGAAUGCCGACCCCUCGUCCGAGUUUGAGUUUGUUAUACCAGAGACAUACUGAAAAGGGCCUGUCACGGUGAUGGAAUUUAUCGUGAUAUUUUUUUUAAUUUAUCAUGCGAUUAAAGAUGGAGUGGUUAUUUUUUUUUUGUAGUUCAUUUCCAGAAUUGAUGCUGUCCACUCACAAAUGUUAUCUUUCUCAUGGGCAGUUGUGGCCUAAUGGUUAGGGAGGUGGUCUUGAGAUCAGAGUGUUGCAGCUUCGAAUCCCACCCUAACCUCUCCCUACACCUCCAUUCAUGACUGAAGUGCUCUUGAGCAAGGCACUUAGCCCCACAUUGCUCCAGGGACUGUAACCAAUACCCUGUAAAAGAACUGUUAAGUUACUCACUUUGGAUAAAAGUGUCUGCUAAGUAUAAUGUAGUGUAAAGAAUAUUUACACUACCUCCACCUUCAAUUUUGAAGUAUUCACACAAAGUAUUGGCACUCAUCAUGAAUAGGUGUGUCCUUUCCAUCUUAAGUCUGCCAUCUUUGUCAUGAACAUCUGUGGCUGCAAAACCUAUUAUUCGUUUAUUAACUUAACAAAUAGUUAUGAAAAAAAACGAAUUUGUGAAUGGGCAGCAUAUAUUUUGGAAAUGAUAAACUACUAAAAUUACAGACUCUACCUUUAAAUUGAGUGGGUGCUAAUCGUGACAGGCCUCUACACUGAGCCACAGGGGCUUCCUUGCUCUAGGACUGGUGCCUUUUUCUUCCCGUCUCCCUCGUUUCCUUAGACAAGCUCUAUAUAUUUUUGUUGGGGGUCCAGUUUUAGUUUGGAGAUUUUGACUGACUGGCAGUAGGACUGAGUAUUUGAAGCAUGGACAGUGGAGACGCAUGAAACCGUGAUCGAUGUCAUGCUACAGGUGUCAUCAGUCAUUGUCCUCACGUGGAGCUUUGUAUUGGUUUAUUUUCUGUUUUCAGAUUGUAGUGAAUUGUCCGAAACAAUUCUAAAACGUAAUUUAAACGCCAUAGUCAAAAUUGGAACCAAAUGCAUUUGCUCCUUGCAGUGUUGCCUCACAUUCUCAGUACUGUUGACACUUUCUUACUUUUUAUAAUUGGUAAUGAUGUUUUGAAUUGUCCAAGAAAUCAUGAAUAUCCCAGUAUCCUUAAUUAUGACUUGACGUAAUGACUUCUGUUAUAACUUGAGUUAUUAUUUUUUUUCAUCCACCACACAGCUAAGUAUUUGUACUUCACGUAACCGGUGAAAUGUAAGCAAGUGUUCAGAUAGUGAAAGCACAGAAAGAGUACAGUGUAUUGAACAUACUGUAGUUGACCAUUACAACUUCAGCAAUGUUUUUAUUCUCUCCAUUCCCUUAGUGAAAAAUUAGGAUAAUAUAUUUCGAUUUUAAAGAUGUCCAGCACUGGUUUAAGUGUUUUGUUCCCUGUUAUAAUGAAAAAUUGAUGUUCAUGUUGAGAUUGUGUGAAGAUGUUGGAGGAGGAUUAGUGUUUAAUGUUGCACUUGCUUACCUAAUUGGAAAUGAAAAUAAAUAUUUAGUGAAAAACGAGCAGAAUAGGAAAGGCCUCGUCAGAUGUGUAGAAUGGGAACGUGUUGUUGUAUUUAAACUGAAAUGUGAAUCAGAUUUAAAGAAGUCCUGCCAAUUUCAACAUGCAAUUGUAUUGUUCACACUAUGACGAUUAAAAAAGUAAACAAAUCAUGCCCCCAUUAGAAUGGCCAGGAUUUUGGAACGGGUUGUACAAAAAUGCUGUGUCAUCGGGUACUGACAAGUCAAGGGGACGGUGAGCAAUACUGCUGCAUGUGAAAAUUGGCAGUGAUUCUCUUUUAACAGAAAAAAAGGGAAUACAGAGAGAUGGCAAAUGUAUCUCAGAGGUGGACAUCUUGGAUUGGGAAAGUAGAAGUCUUGGCACAAGUUUUCCCAACUGUUUGGGUAGAAGGGUAGCUGUAGACUACUAGUUAGUUAUGAUGAAGAUGGUCUUUGGAUCAGAGGGUUGCCGGUUCGAAUCCCACCUUUAGCUCUCUCUACAGCUCUAUCCAUGGCUGUAGUGCCCUUGAGUGAGCAUCAUAUCCCACAAUGCUCUAGGGAUUUUAACCAAUACCCUGUACCUAAACUGCAAGUCACUUUGGAUAAAAGUGUUAGUGUAAUGCAAUGUAAUAAAAUAAUCUGCCAGGAGUUUUACUUUCGUCAGUCCAGUUUGCCCGGCUUUUGGGUAUCUGUCUGCAUUUGCGCAAGUCACAAAGUCUAUCCUUUUCCACUCUUCACUAAAAGAAAAGAAAAGAAAGAAACGCUAAUAUGCUGGUCAUAUGUCCCAUCACUAACUGUACAUCAACUGAUAAGGAUGCCAAAAAGCUGCUUUCUUUUCAGUACCAAGGGGGUUAUGUGUUUAAUUUGUACAAACAAGGACAUUUUCUGUUACUCUUUUUUUAUGUUCAUUUUUUAAUACGAGUAUGCUUUGCUCAUGCACCCCAAAUCAUCUUUCUUAGUUUUUUGUUAGUUUUUCUCCCAAAUGUCUUGUUGGAAUGUAGUUAAAUUGAACUGUAAACUGCCAUUUUUCUGACAUAGUUCUGCUUGGUGAUGCUCCAUCAGUAUGAAAUGACUACGUAAGUCUUUCUAACUUCUUUUUAUUCUGUAUGAAGCAAAACAUUAACAACUGUCUACUAUUGUGUACAUACUUGUACUAAAGACCUUUUUUCCAGUUAACACGUAUUUCUUUUUGAAAUGUAUUUAUUAGGUCUUAGUGCUAUACAGAAUAAAUUUCAUCUCCAACCCAGUAACAAGGCCUUUUGGUUUCAUUUUUAUACUGACUAUAGCGUUGCAAGCC
Messenger RNA from Engraulis encrasicolus (European anchovy), 4794 nucleotides. RefSeq names its product zinc finger and BTB domain containing 33 (gene zbtb33). Gene Ontology annotation, molecular function: DNA-binding transcription factor activity, RNA polymerase II-specific; protein binding; RNA polymerase II cis-regulatory region sequence-specific DNA binding. NCBI's taxonomy places the organism in Eukaryota, Metazoa, Chordata, Actinopteri, Clupeiformes, Engraulidae. Gene Ontology annotation, biological process: regulation of transcription by RNA polymerase II. The record is from RefSeq and is a predicted model, not a curated record. The transcript is spliced from 2 exons. Bases 116 to 2044 code for a protein of 642 amino acids.